This is a messenger RNA of Thermochaetoides thermophila DSM 1495, 1062 nucleotides long. RefSeq names its product 26S proteasome regulatory subunit-like protein. Gene Ontology annotation, molecular function: metallopeptidase activity; protein binding. Lineage: Eukaryota; Fungi; Ascomycota; Sordariomycetes; Sordariales; Chaetomiaceae. Gene Ontology annotation, cellular component: proteasome regulatory particle; proteasome complex. The record is from RefSeq and is a predicted model, not a curated record. The transcript is spliced from 2 exons. Bases 1 to 1062 code for a protein of 353 amino acids. Gene Ontology annotation, biological process: proteasome-mediated ubiquitin-dependent protein catabolic process.
AUGGUGCGGACCACCACCGCAGAGACGCUGUCGCUGGUGACGCGCACCGUCUCGGUCGCCCCGCUGGUGUUGCUGUCCGUGGUCGACCACUACAACCGUGUAGAGGCGUACAAGAGCAAGAACAAGCGGGUGGUGGGCGUGCUAUUAGGGCAGAAUGACGGCAAGAACGUGCGCGUGUCCAACAGCUUUGCAGUGCCGUUCGAGGAGGACGAGAAGGACCCGUCGGUCUGGUUCCUUGACCACAACUACGUUGAGUCCAUGCGGGACAUGUUCAAGAAGGUCAAUGCCCGCGAGAAGUUAAUAGGGUGGUAUCAUUCCGGCCCCAAGCUGCGGGCGUCCGAUCUCGAGAUCAACGAACUCUUCAAGCGCUACACCCCGAACCCGCUGCUCGUCAUCAUUGAUGUACAACCGAAAGAGACUGGCGUGCCGACAGACGCUUACUUUGCGGUUGAGGAGAUCAAGGAUGACGGCACAACCACAGCCAAGACUUUCGUCCACACACCCUCUAUCAUCGAAGCUGAAGAGGCCGAAGAAAUCGGCGUUGAGCACCUCCUCCGCGACAUCCGCGACGUAGCCGUCGGCACGCUCUCGACCCGCAUCACCAACCAACUCCAGUCCCUCCAGGGCCUGCACACACGUCUACGCGAUAUCCAAGCGUACUUGCAGAAAGUCCUCGACGGCCAGUUGCCCGUCAACCACACUAUCCUGGGCCACCUGCAGGACGUGUUCAAUCUGCUGCCCAACCUGUCGACGCCCAAGGCCGGCAGCGGCGCUGGUGCGGGCGUCAAGGGCCACCAGAGCGAGCUCGACUACGCCAUGAGCGUCAAGACCAAUGAUCAGCUGAUGGCGAUCUACUUGAGCAGCUUGAUCCGGGCGAUCACGGCGUUCCAUGACUUGAUUGAGAAUAAAAUCCAGAAUAGACAACAGCAGGAGGAGAGUGAUGCAAAGGAGAAUGGGGUUGCUGCUGGGAAGGAGGGGGAUAAGAAGGAGGCGAACGGGAAAGGUGGUAAGGAGGGUGGUACAGAGAAGGAAAAGGAGAAGGAGAAGGAUAAGAAGAAAUGA